Messenger RNA from Saccharomyces eubayanus, 1272 nucleotides. RefSeq names its product tRNA dihydrouridine synthase (gene DUS1). The coding region runs from base 1 to 1272 and encodes 423 amino acids. Gene Ontology annotation, molecular function: tRNA dihydrouridine synthase activity; flavin adenine dinucleotide binding. The transcript has a single exon. NCBI's taxonomy places the organism in Eukaryota, Fungi, Ascomycota, Saccharomycetes, Saccharomycetales, Saccharomycetaceae. Gene Ontology annotation, biological process: tRNA processing. The record is from RefSeq and is a predicted model, not a curated record.
AUGACUGAACCGGUCUCGAGUAAUACUAAUAACGCUCUGAUGCAAAAAUUGACAGGUCCGCAGCUUUUUGACAAGAUUGGCCGUCCUACUAGGAUUGUUGCGCCAAUGGUAGAUCAAUCUGAUUUAGCAUGGCGUAUUUUGUCAAGGAGAUACGGUGCCACUUUGGCGUACACUCCUAUGUUACAUGCGAAAUUAUUCGCGACCUCGAAGAAAUAUAGGGAAGAUAAUUGGUGCUCCCUAGAUGGUUCUGAAGUGGAUAGACCUUUGGUUGUACAAUUUUGUGCCAACGAUCCGGAGUACCUGUUGGCUGCGGCUAAAUUUGUGGAAGAUAAAUGUGAUGCUGUAGAUUUGAAUUUGGGCUGUCCUCAAGGUAUAGCCAAGAAGGGACACUAUGGGUCGUUUUUGAUGGAAGAGUGGGAAUUGGUACAUGGUUUAAUUAACACCUUGCAUGAGAAUUUGAAAGUGCCAGUCACCGCCAAAAUUCGUAUAUUUGAUGACCGUGAGAAGAGUUUAAGCUAUGCCAAGAUGGUAUUAGACGCAGGUGCUCAGUUUUUAACAGUACAUGGGAGAGUAAGAGAUCAAAAGGGCCAAAAGACAGGUUUAGCAAACUGGCAAACCAUCAAGUAUCUAAGAGAUGAACUGCCCAAAGAAACUGUGUUUUUUGCCAACGGAAAUAUCCUAUAUCCUGAAGAUAUCUCACGCUGUAUGGAAAACAUUGGCGCAGAUGCAGUUAUGAGUGCCGAAGGGAAUCUUUAUAAUCCUGGUGUUUUCAACGUAGACCACACUCAGGACAAGGACAAGGUUUUCCCACGUGUGGAUAAAAUCAUCAGGGAAUAUUUUCAAAUAGUCAAGGAUUGCCAAGAAUCCAAAGCCUCGAAAACAGCGAUGAAGUCUCAUUUUUUCAAGAUUCUAAGACCUCUCUUACCGCACCACACGGAUAUCAGAUCUGAUCUUGCAACCAUGAAUGCAAAGGCCACCUGGGAAGAAUGGGAGGAAAAAAUAGUGAUACCUGUGGAAAAAGUGGUGGAAGAAAUAUAUCAACAACCAGAUAUCGAGGACAAGGAUGAAAUAACUAUCGGCGAGAUGCAGGCUUGGGGCGGUUCGUACAGAACCGUGCCAUACUGGAGAUGUCAGCCAUAUUUUAGGCCUGUUAACGGUAUCACUGGUGAUAAAAGAGUUAUGCAAGGCCUGACAGAUGCAGACAUGAACAAGAAACGUAAAGCUGAUGUACCGCUAGAAUCUUCUGGUAAAACGAAGGAAGCAAAAGCAUAG